This is a messenger RNA of Lolium rigidum, 2536 nucleotides long. RefSeq names its product beta-galactosidase 7-like. Gene Ontology annotation, biological process: carbohydrate metabolic process. The transcript has 19 exons. Gene Ontology annotation, cellular component: cell wall; vacuole. Bases 1 to 2487 code for a protein of 828 amino acids. Gene Ontology annotation, molecular function: carbohydrate binding; beta-galactosidase activity. The record is from RefSeq and is a predicted model, not a curated record. Lineage: Eukaryota; Viridiplantae; Streptophyta; Magnoliopsida; Poales; Poaceae.
AUGGAGAUGGGAGCCGCAGUUAUCAUGGCGGUGCUCGUGGCCAUGCUAGUGGCUUGUGCGCCGUCGGCGGCUGCCGGAAGAGUCUGGCUCCAGGAGGAGGGAGGGAAGAACGGGACGGCGAGAAGAGAGGUCACGUACGACGGCAGAGCGCUGAUACUGGAUGGCGCCAGGAGGAUGCUCUUCUCCGGAGACAUACAUUACCCAAGAAGCACACCUGAGAUGUGGCCGGGACUCAUAGAGAACGCCAAGAAAGGUGGCCUUGAUGUCAUACAAACAUACGUCUUCUGGAAUGUCCAUGAGCCUAUCCAAGGUCAGUAUAACUUUGAAGGUAGAUAUGAUCUGGUGAAAUUCAUCAGAGAAGUCCAUGCUCAAGGCCUCUACGUAAGCCUCCGGGUUGGUCCCUUCAUCGAGGCAGAAUGGAAAUACGGGGCCUUGCCAUUCUGGUUACAUGGCGUUCCAAACAUCACCUUCAGAAGCGACAAUGAGCCCUUCAAGGUACAUAUGCAAAAUUUUGUUGCAAAAAUAGUUAAAAUGAUGAAAGAUGAAAAAUUAUAUUAUCCACAAGGAGGUCCAAUAAUCAUAUCACAGAUUGAAAACGAAUAUAAGCUAGUCGAGGCGGCAUUUCAUUCACGGGGACCACCUUAUGUUCAGUGGGCAGCAGCAAUGGCUGUAAACCUCCAGACGGGUGUUCCAUGGAUGAUGUGCAAGCAGGAUGAUGCUCCAGAUCCAAUUAUUAAUACCUGCAACGGCCUCAUCUGUGGGGAAACAUUUCUUGGGCCAAAUUCGCCUAAGAAGCCAGCUUUGUGGACAGAAAAUUGGACAUCUCGAUAUCCAUUAUAUGGUCAUGACCCAAGAUUCAGAUCAGCAGCAGAUCUUGCCUUCGCAGUUGCACUUUUUAUAGCAAGAAAAAAAGGAAGCUUUGUAAACUACUACAUGUAUCAUGGUGGGACAAACUUUGGAAGGUUUGCAUCCUCUUAUGUAACAACAAGCUACUAUGAUGGAGCUCCACUUGACGAAUAUGGCUUAAUAUGGCAAUCAACAUGGUCUCAUCUCAGAGAACUGCAUGCAGCAGUGAAGCAAUCUGAAGAGCCACUACUUUCAGGAUCAUAUUCUAAUUAUUCAUUUGGUGAACAACAGGAGGGGCAUGUUUUUGAAACAGAGUCAGAUUGUGUGGCUUUCCUAGUUAACUUUGACAAGCAUAAAACAUCAAACAUCCAAUUUGGCGAAGCAUCAUUCCAACUAGCUCCUAAAUCAAUAAGUAUCCUCUCAGGUUGCAGGACAGUAGUAUUCGAAACAGCCAAGAUAAAUGCACAGCAUGGUUUAAGAACAGCACAAAUAGUCCAGCCUCUGAAUGAUGUUGAUAACUGGAAAAUAUUCAAAGAACCGAUUCCUCCGGAAAUUAGUAACACAACACACACAGGAAAUCGAUUUUUUGAACAUCUCUCAACUACAAAAGAUGAAACAGAUUAUCUCUGGUACCUUUCUAGGUAUGAUUAUAGAUCAAUGGGGCAUGGGCAGCUAGUGCUUAAUGUGGAGUCACAAGCACAUGUUUUGCAUGCUUACAUCAACAAUGAUUAUUUAGGUAGUGUGCAUGGGAGUCAUGAUGGACCUAAAAGUAUCAUUCUCAAGACACCUAUUACGCUUAAGGAAGGCCAAAACUCCAUAUCGCUGCUAAGUGUCAUGGUUGGGUCACCGGAUUCUGGGGCUUACAUGGAGCGAAGAACCUUUGGAAUUCGUAAAGUGAGCAUACAACAGGGACAUCACAAAUCACACUCUCUGAAUAAUGAGCUGUGGAAACACCAAGUUGGCUUAUAUGGAGAAAUGAAUAGUAUCUACACACAGGAAGGAUCAUCUCGUGCUCAGUGGACAACCAUUGAUAAGUCCGCGCACCUUCCACUUAUCUGGUACAAGACAACGUUUGACACGCCAUGGGGGAAUGACCCAGUCACUCUGAACCUCAGCAGUAUGGGAAAGGGCGAGGUUUGGAUCAAUGGAGAGAGCAUCGGACGGUAUUGGGUCUCCUUCAAGACUCCUAGUGGACAACCAACCCAAUCCUUGUACCACAUACCACGAUACUUUCUGAAGCCUAGAGAGAACAACCUUGUCCUCAUGGAGGAAAUGGGUGGUGAUCCGCUACAUAUAACCGUGAACACAAUGUCAGUUACCAGAGUAUCUAGUAGUGUGAAUGAGUUAUCUAUCCCGUCACUCCUGUCACGCAGAAAGCACCCAGCAGUUCGCCUCAGGUGCCAGAAGGGCAAGCACAUCACAGAUAUUGAGUUUGCCAGCUACGGAAAUCCGGUCGAGGACUGCAGAAGCUCUGGCAGGAGAUGCCUCGGGAGUUGCCACGCGGAGACAACAGAGUUUGUCGUAAAGGAUGCAUGCCUAGGCAGGAGGAAGUGCGCUAUUCCAGUACAGCCUGCCAAGUUCGGAGGUGACCCGUGCCCCGGAAUCGAAAAAUCUCUUUCGGUUGUGGCAACCUGUGGAUGAGUAGGAUGGGGAUCACUACGUUCAUGCUGUGAUUAACCAGCAUUCCCUU